UUGUGUGAGAGCGCCAGACCUUCCUUCGGCAAUCGCUCGUGUCUCGUGUCUCGUGUCUGGCUUCUCUCAGUCUCAGUUUGCUCUCAGCUCUCUCAUCGCUCGCCAGGAGCUCUCACUGCUUUUUUCAACUGAAAACGCCGGUUAGUUACCGCUUGUCAACACCCUAACAGAAAUAGAAACGUGGUCGCAUGCUGGCAUAGUUCGAAACUUUUUCCAGUUCGGUUCAAUUAUGCAAACUGUUGUAAAAUAUUGAAACCCGGUGAUAAUGUGUAGUGUGUUCUCGGUUCACCUGACAGAUUUGAAAUAACCGUCGUUUAUCAACUCAUUAGUGCUACUUCAGUUGGGUUAUUGUGCAAGGAAUAGCUUUGUCCAGAUCUUGAAGAUGUUUGCCAAAAGGCUACAGAAAAGGAAGGGAAUGGAGCGCUCUCUGCACGAAAGAGACAGAGUGGGGGUGCAGGACUGUGUGCUCCUCGAGGACUACACGUCUGAGAAAGCCUUCGUGGAAAAUCUUCAACGGAGAUUCAAGGAGAACUUGAUUUAUACUUAUAUUGGCCAGGUGCUGGUAUCAGUGAACCCUUACCGGAAUUUGCCAAUCUAUGGAGAAGAUGCAAUUGCUGAAUAUGAAAACACACACAUUUUUGAAGCGCCACCUCACGUAUAUGCUAUCACAGACGCAGCAUACAGAUCUCUCCUUGAGGAGCACAGAGAGCAGUGCAUUCUCAUAUCAGGUGAAUCAGGCUCGGGCAAGACAGAAGCAUCGAAGAAGGUGCUGCAGUACAUAGCAGCCGUGUCGCAGCACAAAGGCCGCGUCGAAAAUGUCAAAGACAAACUGCUGCAAUCCAAUCCGGUUCUCGAAGCAUUCGGCAAUGCCAAGACCAAUCGCAACGACAACUCCAGCCGGUUCGGCAAAUACAUGGACAUACAGUUCAAUUUUCUUGGUGAGCCAGUCGGUGGGAAUAUCCUUAACUACCUGCUGGAAAAGUCGCGAGUUGUCCAUCAGAGCAAGGGAGAGCGCAACUUCCACAUUUUCUACCAACUGCUCUCUGGCGGUAACGAUCUACUGCUCUCAAAACUAUUGCUGGAACGAGACUUAUCUCAAUACACAUACUUCACAGAUGAGGUGAAGGGCGAAGGAUUGAGCCAACCGGCCGAUUCUGUGCAAUUUAGGGAAGUGCAGCGAGCCAUGCAAGUGAUGGAACUGUCAGACGGUGAGCAGGAGGAGAUAUUCACCAUAGUGGCCAGCAUACUGCAUCUCGGCAAUGUGGGCUUCUCCGAGGAAGAGGGCAUUGCUUUCAUUCCCAACCGGGUUCCCGUUUCCAAAGUUGCUAAGCUGCUGGGCUGUUCGGAAAGCGAGCUGGAACAAGCGCUGACGCACCGCACAAUCGACGCCCGGGGCGACGUGGUGACGUCGCCGCUGAACCGUGAGCUGGCCGUCUACGCCAGAGACGCACUCGCCAAAGCUGUCUACGACCGCCUCUUCACCUGGCUCGUGCAGCGGCUCAACAAGUCCCUGCAACCUGCACACCAUAAGAACAAUACUGUCAUGGGCAUUCUUGACAUCUAUGGAUUUGAGAUAUUCCAGACCAAUAGUUUUGAACAGUUCUGCAUCAAUUACUGCAAUGAGAAGCUGCAGCAAGUGUUCAUUGAACUGACACUGAAAUCAGAGCAGGAAGAGUAUUUGAAGGAAGGCAUCGAAUGGGAGCCCGUGCAAUAUUUCAACAAUAAAGUCAUUUGCAACCUCAUCGAGGAGAAGUAUAAAGGCAUAAUCUCUUUGCUGGACGAGGAAUGCCUGCGACCCGGCGAGCCGACCGACCUGAGCCUACUGACCAAGCUGAACGACCAGCUGAACUGCCACGACCACUUCACGGGCCACCGCAAGGCCGACAAGAAUGUGCGCAAGACCAUGGGUCGCGACCAGUUCAUACUGGUGCACUACGCCGGCGAGGUCACCUACAACAUUUCCGGCUUCAUUGAGAAGAACAACGACCUCCUGUUCAGGGACCUCAGGGAGGUGAUGGGCACUACGCACAAUUCGAUUACGAGAUCCGUGUUCCCAGCCAGCUCAAGUCGUAGGAGGCCGGAAACAGCCGCCACCCAGUUUAAGGCCAGUCUCAAUCAGCUGAUGGCCAUUCUCAUGAACAAGGAGCCCUCCUACAUCCGGUGCAUCAAGCCUAAUGACUUCAAGAUGCCAGGGCAAUUCAACGAGGAGAUAGUGACUCAUCAGGUGAAAUACCUGGGACUGAUGGAGAAUUUGAGAGUGCGUAGGGCCGGCUUCGCUUACCGACGCUGCUACGCCGAAUUCCUGCAGCGCUACAAGUGCCUGUCGCCCGCUACCUGGCCGCAUCAUCCGCCCCACCUCACUGACAAGCACGCAGUGCAGCUGCUUGUCGACCACCUCCAAUAUGGCCGCGACGACUAUCGCAUGGGAAACACAAAAAUCUUCAUCCGGUACGCGAAGACAUUGUUCCAGACGGAAGACGCAUUCCAGGCGCGUAAGCAUGAACUGGUGACGAUGAUCCAGAGCCGCUGGAGGGGAUUUGUGCAGCGCCGGAAGUACGUCCAGCUGAGAAACGCGGCCAUAGUCAUUGAGACGUGGACCAGGCGCAUGAUUGCAAAGCGCCAUGCACAGAGGCGGCGCCAUGCUGUCAAAGUCAUCAGGGCAUUCAUUGAAGGCUUCAUCACACGAGGCGGGGAACCAACUGACAUCAACAAGAGAUUCAUCCGCACCGCCCGAGUCCUGUACCUGGAGCGGCUUGCCUCCUCACUGCCCACCAGUCUGCUAUCCAGCAAGUGGCCUGUUCCCCCCAUUGUCUGUAGUCAAGCAUCACAUGAACUGAAAAGACUUCACAGGCUAUGGCUAGCGAAAAAGUACAGAGACAACAUCACACCAGAAAGGAAGAAACAGAUGGAGUUGAAAGUGCUUGCAGAAAAACUAUUCAAAGGUAAAAAGAAGAGCUACCCACAGAGUGUUGGCCAGUUAUUUGUUGACGAUAGAUUGAGUUCUGAUGUGUACAAACCAAUCAAAGGAAACUUCAUCAGUCAACUGCAGAAUGGAGAGAAGCCUGUGUAUUUCGGUGCAGUGUACAAGUUCGACCGGCACGGCUACAAGCGAAGGGACAGAAUCAUGGUUGUGACGAACAGUGCCUUGUACCUUGUCUCCGAAGAGGGCAAGCAGUUCAAGCAAAAGCACAGGCUGUCUUUCGAGAAUAUCCUCAAACUCGAAAUUACCUCCGAGUCCGAUAACUUCCUCCUACUUAGGAUUCCACCUGAACAGAUUGAGAAAGAUAAGGGUGACCUGAUCCUUGAAGUGCCAAACUUGAUCGAAGCUAUAACGAAAAUAAUAUCAGUCACAAAGCAAACCGACUUACUAAAUGUAAACAGCAUCACAUCUGGAACGAUAUCACACAAUUUGAGCGGAGGAAAGCAAGGUAUCAUAGAUAUAACCCAAGGAAUGAACGGGCCGACAAUAUCCAAAGGCAAAAGCGGUCAUCUUAUUAUCGUGGGAUAGUGCAUUGAUCGGACUCUGUUCCAAUUAUUUCGAAUGUUUCCAAAACAUCGAAAACUUAGACUGACGUGAACAACGAAAAAGUUAAACUUUUUAUCACCAUCGACCAUCAUCAAUGAAAUUGUAAUUAGUGAGCCAGUUUAUAAAUAAGCACAUGAACGUCGUGAUAAGUCUAUUGAGUAAGUUACUGAUGUUUUAUCCUAUGACAACAAUAUUUUCCAAUAAGUUGAUAUUAUAGUAGUUGAUGAACUCUUAUAAUAAUAUGUUGUAUAUGUUAUUCAAUUUUUCAAUCAACUCCUCUUACAAUACCCUUGAAUAUAAAAAAAUAAUAUAAUACCCUUAAAUAUUCAAAAUAUUUUAUAUUUCAUGAAUUAUCUUUAUACGUUCUUGUUCUGAACUUUUAAUAUAAAAUUAUCGCUCUCAUAUACAGCAUAGUAUACGCGUUCAUUGAGUCUAUGUUUCAACUUUCAAUCAUUGCUUCUAAACAUAAUAAGUCAUGUUGAGGCGUCCAAGGAGUCCUACAUCGUACAAGAUUUGAUUUGACUAAAAUUUAGAUAAAUCAAUUUCUAGUAUUUUUUCAAUAUUGUGGGAUGAUUCUACCAUUGACAAUUCUCACUAUAAAUGACCAACCAUCGAAAUUUGUAAAAUCAAACUUGUUAUUCUUUAAGUAAGAUUUAGGAUCAAAAUUAAUAAAUUCAAAUUGAGACUUUGAAAAGUAUUGAGAGAAGUUACCUUAGAGUGAAAAACUGCAGAGUGAAUAUAGAAAUGUUGUUAUUAGAUAAGAAAUUAAUAAAGUAUUUAUAUUUUUAAUUUA
Nilaparvata lugens (brown planthopper) is the source of this 4319-nucleotide messenger RNA. RefSeq names its product unconventional myosin IC (gene Myo61F). The record is from RefSeq and is a predicted model, not a curated record. Bases 383 to 3508 code for a protein of 1041 amino acids. The transcript is spliced from 20 exons. Gene Ontology annotation, biological process: actin filament organization; vesicle transport along actin filament. Gene Ontology annotation, cellular component: actin cytoskeleton; cytoplasm; plasma membrane. Lineage: Eukaryota; Metazoa; Arthropoda; Insecta; Hemiptera; Delphacidae. Gene Ontology annotation, molecular function: microfilament motor activity; actin filament binding; ATP binding.